AUGUAUCGCAUGGUUAUGGCAUCUGGGAUCAGAGACACGGAAAACUAUAUCAAUGGUUAUCUUCGAUGGCGUCGCAGAGAACGUAUUUUUGGAUUAUCACGAAGAUCUCAACUUUAUAAAAAAUGGACAUUUGAUAACGAUGAACUGCAGUCAACAGUAUGGCCAAAAAUCUACCAUAUUGCCUGUUAUGGACCACAAAUUUGCAAGAAAGAUCUACGCUAG
This is a messenger RNA of Enterobius vermicularis (human pinworm), 222 nucleotides long. The record is from the annotation of a GenBank genome assembly. NCBI's taxonomy places the organism in Eukaryota, Metazoa, Nematoda, Chromadorea, Rhabditida, Oxyuridae.